UCGUUGCUCGCGCAGAUGCUGGCUUGGAUGUCACACCUCGGGGAUUGGUUGCUCCCAUUCAAACUCGUACAGUAUGCCGCUCGUUUCCGAGACAUUCAGACUGCACUGCUUUCUGUUUCAGCAUUUAUCUGAGUGCCAUCGAUAUGGUCAGUCCUUAUAACCUACAAAUUGUUGAAGGCUCUCGUCCCAGAUCUCCUCCGAAGCACUAGCGUCUUCUUGCUCGCCAUGCUUCAGGCCCUACAAACCCUCCCCGUCGACGAUAACGGCACCAAGCUAGCGUAUCUCGACAGUGGCGUGCCAUCCCACACCUCUCCUUUCGGUAAUCGGUAUAUUACCAUCUUCGCCCUCCAUGGCAUGGCCUUUACCUGUCAUGCGUUUGAGAAAAUAGCAAUUGUGGCAAGUAGUGCAGGUGUACGUUUCGUUGCAAUCUCGCGCAGAGAUUACCCUGGCUCUACGCCCCUGUCUGCGACCGAUCUGAGAGUCCUCAAUGAUGGAACCGAUGAAGAGAAGGCUCAGCAUGUGCGCAACCGCGGUGUCGAGAUUGCCACCUUCAUCGACAAGUUCGUCGAGCAGAAUGAACUCCCUCCGCCAGACGAGAAAGGAAGUGGUGGCGGGUUUGCGAUCCUGGGAUGGUCACUCGGAGGCACGCAUGCUUUUGCUACAGUGACGAAUAUUGACGCUCUCGCCGAUGCGGCAAGGGCUCGCUUCGCUCAUUAUAUGCGCUUGCUUAUUAUGCUCGAAGUACCCGACCUCCCCAUUGGAAUAACCCCUGCUCCCAAGUCGUGGGGCCCCACUCAGUACAAGAGCAUCCCGCUCGAUUUGCGACUACCUUUUUUCAGCGGCUGGAUCACCUCAUAUUUUACCCAUGGUGACUUGAGCAAGCGCGACAUCGACGAAAUAGAGUAUAUCGUGCCGUCCCCCGCAGGAGUGCCAAGCAUCUACAACAUGUCCGCGGAGCAACGAGCGGCGAUUGUAUACAAUGACUGUGCAUUGACGAGCGAGAUACCGCUGAUGACAUGCUGUGCCGCGCAGUUACACGCGACGUAUGAAAAGGCCGCGUUCAGCAAAAAGCUCAGAGAAAUUUUGCCCAAUAUGAAGGUGUUGUCGCUGGUCGGCGAUUCUGCAGCGUCUUUUACGUUGGUGGCCAUGUUCGUCAUGGAAAAAGACGACGCGGCACACGGAGGCGGGAAUAUCCAGUUCCGGCUCAUCGAGGGCGGAAAUCAUCUUAUGUUUUGGGAUAAGCCGGAAGUGACUCUGAGGACGAUACUAGAUACCAUGGUAUAGACUUCUGGCGAAGCUAAUUGCACGGUCUCGAUAUUAACGUCUGCCAUUGCUGAGUCUGCACAACACUAGGUGGAAGCAUCAGGAUCACAAUCUUUAGGUCAGAAUGUGAGCAAGCUUGGGCAGCGGUAGCAUUCCGGCACAAAUAAGACCCCACCCGCAUGUUCGUCACUCUCGCUGUUGCCGCCAAACUCCCGCUGACUCCACCGUGU
Messenger RNA from Phanerochaete carnosa HHB-10118-sp, 1493 nucleotides. RefSeq lists its product as uncharacterized. The transcript has 4 exons. The record is from RefSeq and is a predicted model, not a curated record. Lineage: Eukaryota; Fungi; Basidiomycota; Agaricomycetes; Polyporales; Phanerochaetaceae. Bases 226 to 1284 code for a protein of 352 amino acids.